AUGACUACUACUGCACCUGAACCUUGUGUUGCGUUGUCUGAGCAAGAGGAGUCUUGUACCUUUUCGCCCAAACUUUAUUCAAGCCCUGUUACUUCAAGUACGCCUCACACAAAUGAACAGUAUGACAAGGACACAACCUACUCUCCUUCCUUUGACGACAGUUUUGUGAGCACCCCACGAGAGGACUCCAAUGUUCCACUCCAUGCAGAGAAGAAAUAUGUCGUCUUUGAGAGUUGCCUCCUCCAGCUGCUCCAGGAAUGCAAAACAUGUCACACACCAGCCAAAACCACGCUGUCUUCAGAAGGAACCUUUCUGACUGCCAGUUCUGUUUGCUCAAAUGGGCACCAGCAUACAUGGACCAGCCAGCCAAUGAUCAAUGGGAAGGCAGCAGGAAACCUCCUACUGUCGGCUGCCAUUCUGUUUUCCGGAUCAAGUCCUGCGAAAGUUCUCAGGCUGCUCCGCUUCAUAGCUGUACAGGUUAUGUGUGACCGAACAUAUUUUAAUUACCAGAGAGGUUUUCUGGUACCUGCUAUAGAAAAGGUGUGGAGCAUAAAGCAGCAGCAGAUUCUGGCAGAACUGAGAGGGCAGCCAGUUGAGCUUGUCAGUGAUGGGCGCUGCGACUCGCCAGGGUUCAGUGCGAAGUACAUGACCUACUCUUUCCUGGCGUCUUCAGUUAACAAAGUCAUCUACAGUGUCCAAAUUCAAGUUGGAGAGUGUGAGCAAGUACGAAGCAGCGUCAGUAUGGAGAAACAUGCUUUGGUGACUGGUUUAGCCGACCUCCGAGCAGAAGGCAUCCAGAUUGCGUCGCUGACAACAGAUCGCCACUCCGCCAUUCGCAAAUACAUGCGCUUAAAGAAGAAAAUGGCUGCUGCCAGUAAGCGACGGGGGCUGGAAAAGGUGGGACUCUGGAUCCAGUCUGCUACUAAUCACAUGUAUUGGAGUGCUGCCAUGAGUGGAGACGACAUAGAGCUGCGUCUCUCCAUCUGGAAGAGCAUGCAUUUUUUUCAGCCUAGGUACAAAAUUCCAUUUACCAGCAGCAAUACCAUUUACAUAUUUUGUACUUAG
Ornithodoros turicata is the source of this 1065-nucleotide messenger RNA. RefSeq lists its product as uncharacterized. NCBI's taxonomy places the organism in Eukaryota, Metazoa, Arthropoda, Arachnida, Ixodida, Argasidae. Bases 1 to 1065 code for a protein of 354 amino acids. The record is from RefSeq and is a predicted model, not a curated record. The transcript has 6 exons.